AAGCCCGCAAAUUGAACAUAACAAAAAGCUUUAGCUGCAAAAAACAACUCCCAUCAUCAGACAGAUAAUUAAUUUCCCAGAAACGGAUUUCUCUAUCGCCGGUAGUUAGAUCCCGGCUGAAAAGUUCAUAUUUCAGCUUCUUUUAUACUCUCUUGCUAAACUGUAAUCUAAAUCCUGUGUAACCUAAUCGUUACCCCGCAUUUUUAGUAGUUUUUUUCUGGGGGGAAUUUUAGGAGGUGUGAGAAUUUGUGCUCGUGAUGGGAUUUUGUGCUUGUCCAUUAGAGAUUCCUGCUCGACUGUUGUGGAGUACUAGUUUUUUCCGUCACAAGAUCAUGAUUUUCUAAAAAAAAACAUUCAACCUGAAUACACAAACACACACCAGUAGAGAAGAUAUUAAAGAAAAGAAAAACAGUGAUCAUCAGUGAGAGAGAGGGGGGGAAUUGGGUUUUAUGAUUUUGUUUCUUCGUAUUGAAAAAUUUAAUCAAAUAAAAAAAGUUCACCGGGAAUCUGACACACACAAUAAACGCGGCGUAUAUUUCGGAAAUGCAUUCCGGCAGUAGACUCUUCUUUGAUGGCUCCUACCACGGAAACAUGCUAGUCCUUGGGAAUGGAGAUAACGGCUUUCAAGGGGCAAGAUCAGUUUUGAACCAUGAAGAAUCUUCGAAAAGGAGACUUUUCUUUAGCUCCUCUGCAGAAGAUUUAUAUGACGAAGAAUUUUACGAUGAACAAUUGCCGGAAAAGAAACGUCGUCUCACAGCUGAUCAGGUAUUGAUGUUAGAGAAGAGCUUCGAGGCAGAGAACAAGCUGGAGCCUGACAGGAAGACCCAGUUAGCCAAGAAACUAGGCUUACAACCAAGGCAAGUCGCGGUUUGGUUCCAAAACCGAAGAGCUCGUUGGAAGACAAAGCAGCUCGAACGAGAUUACGAUCUCCUUAAGUCAUCUUACGACUGUCUUCUCUCUAAUUACGACUCCAUUGUUAAGGAAACCGAGAAGCUUAAAUCCGAGGUGGUCUUGCUCAAUGGGAAGCUGCAAACCAACAAGGAGGUUACAGGGAUGGUUGAAGCGGGUCAGAAACAUGACCCACCAAUCCUAUUCAACAACAAGAACGACGACGGUGACGACACCGCCACAAACGAUGUGCUAGGAGAUUGUGCAUUCGAAAUCAAAACUGAGGACCACUUAAGCUCUGGCUCUGGUGGGAGUGCUGUAGUAGACGAGCACGAUGGUCGACAGCUAGUGGAUAGCGGUCAUUCAUACUUCCCCGAGAGUGUAUAUCAUGGGUACAUGGGACCUGUAGAUGUUACCAACGUCCAAUCAGAAGAAGAUGAUGGAAGUGACGACAACCAAAGCUAUUGGGCAGCGGAAAACCUACAAGAACAUGAUGCUGAGCCACUGAACUGGUGGGUUUGGCCUUGAAAUGAAAAAGAAGCUUGAUUAACAGUACCAACUACUUUUGCACAAGUUAAUACAUGCAAAACGUACUAUUGUUUGCCUUAUAGCAUUUCUAUUGUAAUUUUAUGUGUGCAAUGCAUAAGCAAUUGUAUAAGGAGGUAAUAAAAAACAACACUAUAAAACCAUCCUUACAAAUUGUGUUAAGGAUAUAUGUUGAAAGUGAUCUCUUUGGUGAAUCCGUUAUC
This is a messenger RNA of Papaver somniferum (opium poppy), 1637 nucleotides long. RefSeq names its product homeobox-leucine zipper protein HAT5-like. NCBI's taxonomy places the organism in Eukaryota, Viridiplantae, Streptophyta, Magnoliopsida, Ranunculales, Papaveraceae. Gene Ontology annotation, biological process: positive regulation of DNA-templated transcription. The transcript has 4 exons. Gene Ontology annotation, molecular function: sequence-specific DNA binding; DNA-binding transcription factor activity, RNA polymerase II-specific. Bases 544 to 1416 code for a protein of 290 amino acids. The record is from RefSeq and is a predicted model, not a curated record. Gene Ontology annotation, cellular component: nucleus.